AUGUCGGCAGUGAUGCGGGACGGCUAUAGCCACGCCCGUGAACUCCCAUGGACCUGGACCGUGUAUGCAAGGCCGGAUGAUAUCCAUCUGGAGCAAUAUGGCGCCGGCCUCUCGGCGGACCAAAGCACCAAGAAGGCGGGGGAGGUGAACAAGCUCGAAGCGCUUUCCUUUCAGUACACCAAGGAAGAGGAGAAGCGGCUGCUGCCGAAAAUCGACAUAAUCGUGGUGGGCUAUGUGUCUGGAGCCUAUUUGUUGGCCUACAUGGACCGCGGAAACAUUGGCAAUGCCAAUACGGCUGGCAUGUCGAAGGAUCUGGGCAUUGACGACUCGCAAUACCAGUGGCUCCUGACAGUCUUGUAUCUCGGUUAUAUUCUGUUUGACUGGCAAACCAUAUUCUAUAACAAUUUCCCGGCUCGUUAUUACGUGUCCACGGUGGUGAUGAUUUGGGGAAUCAUUGCUAGUGACUAUGCUACGGCCCAGAAUUUCGGUGGAAUGCUUGUGCUAGGUCUCCUACUAGGCAUCUUCGAGUUAUCCUACAGCCCUGGCCUGGGAUACUUUUUCUCGUUCUUUUACCUUCGUGGCGAAAUGGGCCGGCGUCUCGGCUGGUACGUCUCAAUCGCUCCGUUAGCGGCAUCCUUUGCCGGUGCGUUCGCCUUUUUCGUGACUGAGUACAAGCAUGCCAUUGCUGGCUGGCGCGCCCUUUUUCUUGUCGAGGGUUUUCCUGCAAUUCUCGUGGGUCUUUUUGGUUACUGUUGGCUACCCAGCAACCUGCAAGACUGCCAGUUCCUAACGGAGCGCGAGAAGAAGAUUGCUCUGGCUCGGAUGGUUCGCUCCUUCGGCGACAAAGAUCGAGGGCACUCGAUCAAUGUCAUGGAGUUCUUCUGGAGCUUAAUGGACAUGAAGAACUGGAUCCCGACUCUCAUGUACUUUUCCUUCAAUAUUAGCUACUCCUCUCUGCCGAUAUAUGUGCCCACAAUUCUCACAGGAAUGGGACUCACCAACCUCAACGCGCAAGGUCUUUCUGCGCCGCCGUAUGUGUUCGCGGCAAUAGUCGUGCUCAUUGUCGGAUACAUGUCGGAUUACUAUAACCGACAAGGCAUCUUCCUGGCCAUCUGCAAGUGGCGUUGCCGCAAUAGGCUGCCUGAUCCUGUGCCUUGUGGAGCGGGUUGCGGUCAAGUACUUUGCCAUCUUCCUGGUGACGGGCGGACUGUGCCCGUGCAUCGGGCUGAUUCUCUCGUGGGUGUCAACAACGGAGACGACAGCAAGCGAGGGGCCGGUUUCGUUUUGAUGAAUUUUGUCGGCCAGUGUGGACCGCUGGUGGGCACACACAUCUUCCCCGCUUCCGAGGGACCAUUUUACCAGGAGGGCUUCUAUAUUUCGUUUCGCUUCUGCCUGUUUGCGGUGCUGCUGGCGGGAGUACAUAUCUGGUGGCUCAAUCGUCUGAACAAGCAGCUCGAUGACAAGUACGGGCCUGUUACUUCGCUGAUUAACGCCGAGGACGAGAUUGACGAGGAGAUGUAUCAGAGCGAGACGUUUCGAUAUGUACUGUAG
Molecule: messenger RNA, 1551 nt
Organism: Talaromyces rugulosus
Lineage: Eukaryota; Fungi; Ascomycota; Eurotiomycetes; Eurotiales; Trichocomaceae
Exons: 2
Coding region: 1-1551 (516 amino acids)
Biological process (GO): transmembrane transport
Cellular component (GO): membrane
Molecular function (GO): transmembrane transporter activity
Source: RefSeq, a predicted model, not a curated record